AUGGACAAUCAAGCAUCAACAGAAAAUGGGAAAAACAUGACGUCUACUGAGGACUCACACAUGGGACUUGUUGAGGGUUUCACAGACAGCAGCUAUACUGACUCUGAAACAGGGACAAUCACGCCCGUGGGUGAGUGUACACCACAUCCCAUACCACCAAUGGACCAGGCAGUCAUGGACAACUUGGGGCAGCUUUUCGAAUACUGCAUCCAGCUAGUGUCCCAUCUGGAGACGCAGAGGAAUGAGCUGAUACAGGAGCUCCUCCGUCUGCAGGAACCCAUUCUGCGAGUUGUUGGGCACCUGAGAGGGAAGCUGAUGGAGACUCAGAGGCUGGUCACGCUGGCUCAACUGGAUUAUGUCGCUGUUUAUGAGGAUUUGAAGGAGGUGAAGAGGAAACUGUUUGCCACCGCAAGAGACUGCAUCCGGAGCCAGGUGACGCUGGCUGAACAGGAGUACGAGGUGGCUCAGUCUGCUGUUACACAGGAGGAGCUCAAGGCCCACAUCCAAAGUCUGACCCAGGACUUGUCCCAGCUCAAGGAGGCCCAGCAGAACCAGCUAAACACCCUGAGGGACCAGGCUUCUAAGCACUGCAGGCCCAGGGCCAUGAGUGACGUCAGCCAUUGCCGGCAGGCUUCUGUCAGACUCCAGCGGCGGAUCAGCGGCAGCGUGAAGGCCCUGGAGUGCUGGUACGAGCCCCGGCUCAUGGCCCUGCUUAAGAGGAGGCAGGUUGGGGAGGAGUCCUUGAGGAAGAGCAGAGAGCAGGCCCUGGACCUGAGAGCCAGUCUGGGGCCCCUCAGGGAGGCCAUGCAGAGACUGGAAGUACAGAGAGCCUGUCUGGAGCAGAGGGUCACUCUGAUGGAGAGGGAGAGGGAGGAGAGCAUCACACAACACAAGGAGACCGUGGAGGAACUAAAAGAGACUCUGAGAGAACUAGAAGUAGAGUUUGAGGUUCAAAGAAAAUCUAAGAAAAAAUUGGAGGAUCAUAAUGACAGCAUUAGAAAAGAGCUCACAUUUCUGAGAGGCAGUGAUGAACCCAGUGAAACCACUGAAGAGGAGGAUCCUUAA
This is a messenger RNA of Anoplopoma fimbria (sablefish), 1065 nucleotides long. RefSeq names its product syncoilin-like. The transcript has 4 exons. The record is from RefSeq and is a predicted model, not a curated record. Gene Ontology annotation, cellular component: intermediate filament. NCBI's taxonomy places the organism in Eukaryota, Metazoa, Chordata, Actinopteri, Perciformes, Anoplopomatidae. Bases 1 to 1065 code for a protein of 354 amino acids.